AUGGACUUUUAUAAACAACGCCGGUUUAUUUGCGAAAUUACAGGCCAUUCGGGCCUGAACUUUUUCGAGGCGUUGCGUAGUGAGAUGGAAGAAUCGCGCGAGGUAAAUAAUACGUUUCCAGAGGCUUUGAAGGAGCCCAUAUUGCGCCGUAUCCAAUUCUCUACCGUUUCACGGGUUGACAAUUUGGUGGACGAGGUCUUUGAAGAAUUUAAGCAUGACUUUUACCCUGGAGAGCCCGUCCUAAUUCUACUAGAGGAUAGCACGAGGCUCCAUGGUACAAUUCGAGACAAGGCUAACUUCGCCGAACAACUCUAUGCUGACGGGACCAUUAAGACCCCAGCGUUUGCCCGGUAUCUCGUGAAAGUCUCAGACCGACAGAAUGAGGAGGCACUGUUGGACCAAGACCAUAUCACCCGUGACCGUAAAGCAUUCACGAAGUUGAUGCUGCGAGGAUUUAUCAAAAAUAAUGUUACUCGAGAAUCCUGGACGGGUGCGCCCUGGCUCGUCAAGCCUUCGGCUGCAGAAGAAUACAAGAUCUCUGUCGAUAUUCCCAAGCACUUGCAAUACGGCGCGAGGGUUGCCGAGAAGAAAGCAAUGAAAAAAGCCGACCAAGAUGGCUUCUUUGGCUUCUUCGCCUCUCAGCAAUUACCAGAGUUGAAGCCUGCUGUCAAAGGACAAAAAUCGAAGGUUUCAGCACAGGAAUUGGCCAAGUCACGAGAGGCUCAAUAUCAAGAAUACCAGCGGUCAUUGAACGGGAACCCAUCUUUCCUGCCACCAUCUAACCCCUUACGUCCAACUAAGCCCCCGCAAGUUGGAGACAAGAAGAUGCCACCGCCUGCUGCUGUCAAAAACGAAUCUAGACCCCCGUCACCACCGCCGAUCAAAUAUCCUAUCGAGGAUUUGGAACUUGCCCCACGCCCUGACAAGAGCCCCCGCCCGACAUUGAAGUUUCUUAUGCUAGGAGAGACGGAUGACGACGGAGCCGAAGACCUUCUACCCGACGAUGUAGAACCUGAAUCUGUCGGAUUGCUUCUCGAAACAUGGAAUACCCUCAAUGUUUACUGUGAGGUAUUUCAGUUGGACUCCUUCACGUUCGAUGAUUACUUGCAGGCCAUGCGUUUCUCAUCAGAGGAAAUUGACUGCGAGUUGCUCGUUGAAUUACACUGUGCUAUCCUGAAGAAGCUCGUGAACGCCGAAGAGGACGACGGUGCAAUUCAGAUAUCACUUCCAGAUUUUCCUUCAGAGGAUUCUGAUGAAUCUGACGAAGAUGACGAGGGAGACGAUGAAGAAGAUGAAGAAGAAGAAGAUGAAGAAGAUGAAGUGCCGCCGGCGAAAGCUACUCGAAUGACCACUCGCAGCAGUCUAGCUAAGAAAGAGGCAGAAGAGAUAAAGGCGCACAUCGACGAGGAAGAACCUGCUGAGGUCCGCAUCCAUCGCGCAGCUGAAAUGUUCGAAAAGUAUGGAUGGGUGGAUCGUCUUCGAAAGCGCGAUUUCCGCAACGGUGGCUGGGAACUCGUAAUGAUUGGGCUAUUGCACCAGUUAUCUCUUCGCCCUCGCUCUGAACAGACAUGCAACGAAAUCUUACAACAUCUUGCUCCACUUGACGAACCACCUACUCAGCAGACCGCCCAAGAACAAUACCGGACCCUUGAUAUCAAUUUGCGUUCCAAGGCUCUUCAGAUGAUUACUAUGCUGAGUCUGGAGACGAAGGCAAUCCGAAAUUACCUCGAAGAAUGUAGUAACCAGAUGACGGAGUUCCGGAAGGAAAAGAUUGAACACCAGAAAGCCCGCAAAGCUGCCUUGAGUGAACUUCGACAGCUGCACCAGGAUCGGAAGGCACUUCAACCAGAGCCAGAGAAAUCACCUUCGCCAAUUCCAGAGCUAGAGGGAGAAGGCUUGGAUGAUUCAAAGCUCACUGGAAUCGAAGGCGACUCAGAGAUCCCUAUGGAUACCGAUGAUGAUGAUACUCCCAGACCCCGCGCACUGCGUGGAGGAGUCGAUCGGGUUUUGGAGAGGAAACGGAAACAAGAUGAGGAGCGAGAGCGCAAGGAACAGUUGGCUAAACAGCCCAAGGGAACCAAGCAGUACCAACGAGUUUUGAAGAAGAUCGACGAGCAAAAGGCCAAGAUCACGAAGAUUGAGGACAAGAUUGAAGUAGUCGACAAUGAUUUGCGCGAGGCUGACUGCCCCCGAACUCGAUGCCUUGGAUUGGAUCGAUUUUGUAACCGUUAUUGGUGGUUUGAACGCAAUGCGAUGCCUUAUGAAGGCAUGCCGAACAGCUCAACUGCUGAGGCACGUUACGCCAAUGGCCGCCUUUGGGUGCAGGGACCCGACGAGUUGGAACGAUCCGGCUUUAUUGACUUGACCGAUGAACAGCGCAAGCAAUAUCAAAAACAUUUCCAGACUACUCCAGCUGAGCGCAAGAAGCAUGAGGAAGGGUCCACUCAUGUCUCGCAUGCCCGAGAAUGGGGCUACUAUGAUGACCCGGACACAAUCGAACAGUUGAUUGCGUGGUUGGACGGUCGUGGCAACAGGGAAAGUAAAUUGCUCAAGGAGCUCCACCUCCAACAAAGAAACAUUGUCAAAUAUAUGAAGAACCGCGAGGCAUACCUCAGUGAACGAGCCGAGCGGGCUGAAUCUGAGGAGAUGCCCACCAAGCGAGUGACUACGCGCACCAAGACCUAUGUGGAUGUCAAUGAACAUCGCCUUCGCUGUCUUCGCUGGCGAAACACGGCUGCUCUCUCUGACAUUGGUCAUCUUCAUGUAGACCCUGAUCGCCCAGCCAAGCGUUACAAACGGGCAGUUGACGAUACCCGCGAAGCUAAAGCUACUCGUGGCAAGCCUUUGUCCCGACGCGGCUCACGUCGUGGAUAA
Messenger RNA from Penicillium angulare, 2874 nucleotides. RefSeq lists its product as uncharacterized. Lineage: Eukaryota; Fungi; Ascomycota; Eurotiomycetes; Eurotiales; Aspergillaceae. The coding region runs from base 1 to 2874 and encodes 957 amino acids. The transcript is spliced from 5 exons. The record is from RefSeq and is a predicted model, not a curated record.